Messenger RNA from Talaromyces rugulosus, 1725 nucleotides. RefSeq lists its product as uncharacterized. Lineage: Eukaryota; Fungi; Ascomycota; Eurotiomycetes; Eurotiales; Trichocomaceae. Gene Ontology annotation, molecular function: mannosyl-oligosaccharide 1,2-alpha-mannosidase activity; calcium ion binding. The transcript is spliced from 8 exons. Bases 1 to 1725 code for a protein of 574 amino acids. Gene Ontology annotation, biological process: carbohydrate metabolic process; N-glycan processing. The record is from RefSeq and is a predicted model, not a curated record. Gene Ontology annotation, cellular component: endoplasmic reticulum; Golgi membrane.
AUGGUACGCUAUCUGAGCACAGCUGGCCUGGCCAUUCUGGCCGUCUCCGGCCUCAGUGCCGCUACCCCAACUGCUGCUGGGCCUGGCUCCUCAGCGGCACCGUUGGUAGAGCCUCUCCGUGCUGGGCCAAAGCAAAGCGUGUCUUCCGGACCGCAUUCGUCCUUUUCCUGGCCUCCAGCUGAGACUAAAAUCGCCGCUGCGACUUGUAAAAAAGUCCAGUACGAUUUCCCGGCCGGCACAAACUCGAACACGUCACGAGCCGAUGCGGUUCGUGACCUGUAUCGGCGGUCUUGGGAGCAGUACGCCCAGUACUGUUUUGGUUCCGAUGAGUUAUUGACCUUGAACAACUCCUGUGUCAAUGAUCUCUUUGGCUGGGGUGCCUCAAUCGUAGACGGCAUUGAUACGGCCAUUAUUAUGAACUUGACCGACAUUGUUGGCACACAACUGGAAUUCAUUGCCCAGACAGAUUACACCACAUCGGAAUCUAUUGUCGAUGGAUUCGACGCCAUUAUUCGUUAUUUGGCAGGAUUGCUUUCAGCCUACGAUUUGCUUACCAGUGGAUAUGUUCCCGAGGGAACUUACAACAGUGACCACGUCAAGGCGCUCUUAUCUCAGGCAAAGGUCCUUGGUAAUAAGCUGAAAGUGCAAUUCGACACUCCCAGUGGGCUGCCAGCUGCCAAUAUUAAUUUCACAAGCAACACACCAAUCAAUUCGCAAUUUAUUAACCCACUGAACAAUGUGACCUACAACGCCACGAAUCUUGCAGUUGCCGGAACCCUCAUUUUGGAGUUCACUCGGCUCUCAGACUUAACUGGUGACCAGUCUUUCCGCGAGCUUGCUCUUGGUGCUCAGGGAAAUCUUAUUUACCCUGACCCAGCUCCAAUCUGGCCUGGCUUGGUUGGCAGUGAAUUGGAUACCGAGACUGGAAAAUAUCUUACCUACGACUAUGGAUGGAAGGCUGGAAUUGACAGCUUCCUCGAGUAUCUUAUUAAACAGUACUAUUACAACCCAGGUAAUGCGGCAAACACCGUUAUGAAGGACUUCUGGGUCAGCACCGUUCAAUCUACGAUCGAGCACAUUGCUCUACACCCUUACGACCACCCGGAAUUGACUUACCUCAGUCAAGGUGAUGUAUCGGGUAACCUCGAAUGGCAAAUGGAUGACUAUGCUUGCUUUGCAGGCGGAAACCUUUUGCUGGGAGGUGUUCUCCUCGACAAGCCAGAAAUUACCAAACUCGGAGUCGACGUCACAGAUUCAUGCCAUUACUUCUACAACACGACCUGGACUGGCCUCGGACCACUGUCCUGGGGUUGGUAUAACGAGUCAAAUGAAGCAUACGACCCAUCAUGGAACGACGACAGAGCCUAUCGCCAGCAAGCCUCGGAAUUCGGCUAUUUCAUCACCAGCCCCGAAUGGGACUCUUUCCCGGAGUCUCUCGAGAGUAUCUUCUAUGCUUACCGAAUCACUGGCGAAACUAGAUUCCAAGACUACAACUGGGAAAUUGUUAAGAGCAUCGAACGACAAAGCACAGCCACAACUCCAUCUGAACCAGUUUCCGAUGUCAAUAAGCCCAAGAGUUUUAUCUCUGACCUACCUGCUUAUUACUUUGCCGAAGUACUGAAGUACCUGUAUCUUUCCUUCACUGAUCCUGAGAUUAUCAAUCUUGAUGAUUGGGUGUUCAACACGGAAAGCCACCCAUUCCGCCGUAACGCACAAGGAUGUUGA